Molecule: messenger RNA, 628 nt
Organism: Closterium sp. NIES-65
Lineage: Eukaryota; Viridiplantae; Streptophyta; Zygnematophyceae; Desmidiales; Closteriaceae
Source: the annotation of a GenBank genome assembly
CCCUCGUCUUCUGGACUUCGUCAAGCAUCUCGACCCCAAAGCAGUCCAGGCUGCAUCAUCUCGAGCCUUCGCUGCUCUGGCGCCAUACCACAACCUUACCACGUCUGGAGGUUCGGAAUCAGGUUCGGGAGCACGUUCCGAUGCAGAUGUUGAAGUGAGUCUGAAGGCAGCAGUAACGGAGCUGUCAACACUUAAGGGCGUUGGGGCAGCAACAGCAUCUGCAGUGCUGGCGGCGUUCGCCCCUGAAAUCGCUCCAUUUAUGUCGGACGAGGCCAUGGUUGCGGCGUUGGGGGACUGCAAAGACUACUCGCUUCGCCGCUACCUCGUUUUUGCCAAGGCCAUGCGCGAAAAGUCAUCGGGAUUGAAUCGGCUCGAAGACAAAACCGCACAGGUAGGAGCUACAGAUUCCGCUACAGUCGGAGCAGAAGGGCAAGCAGAGCAGGACUGUGCCCGUUCCACGUCACAUGAAGAGGAGGCUUCACUCGUUAAGUUCACAGCUGCUGAUGUAGAGAAGGCACUGUGGUCAACUGCCGUCUCAGGACUGCAGGCACAGGCCACCGUGGCAGGGAGCGGAAAAAGAAAAGAAACGGUGCCUGAUGCUACUUCGAGAGCAAAAAGAAAACGCUGA